Molecule: messenger RNA, 2896 nt
Organism: Larimichthys crocea (large yellow croaker)
Lineage: Eukaryota; Metazoa; Chordata; Actinopteri; Sciaenidae
Gene: dkk2
Product: dickkopf WNT signaling pathway inhibitor 2
Exons: 4
Coding region: 396-1136 (246 amino acids)
Biological process (GO): multicellular organism development; negative regulation of canonical Wnt signaling pathway
Cellular component (GO): extracellular region
Molecular function (GO): receptor antagonist activity; co-receptor binding
Source: RefSeq, a predicted model, not a curated record
UAAGUGCUCACUCACAGCCAGACAGAGACAGAGUGGAAACCUCUUGUCAAGUUUCUUUCUGACCCUCAGAGCAUCAGCAUUUUAACAGAUUCACUUCUUCAUUGUUUCCCUCCUACACUGGGCUCUCUGUGCUUUUCAGAUAACUGUGUCGAUGGCAGUCAUUCUUCUGAAUAUCUGAUUUUCAGGAACAAAAACUUCACCUCAUCACUAGUCUCUGUAUUGCAGUCGGGCAAGCGUGACGCAUGGACAGUGUCAGGGCGCACACUUCUUAUUGAGAAACUUCACUUUUGCGGCACAGAGUUAGGUUUAAACAAGUGAUUGAGAUUUUUUUUCUUCUUUUUUUCUUUUUUGGGGGCAUUUCAGUAUUUUUAUUUAUUUAAUUUUUUUAAUCAAGGAUGCUCGUCCUAACUUGGAAUAGAUGCUGUGUUGUGAUGUUUCUCGUCGCUACACUGAAGACGGGGACAUCCCAGGUAUCAGAGACGCGCCCAAAGGCGAACUCCAUCAAGCCAGCUCUGUUGGGAGAGACACCUACACCCGCUACAAAUCGCUCCACCACAGUCCACAGCGGGAUCACCAAGAAAUAUAACGUCCUUGUGCAGCAGGUGUAUCCAUGCAGCAAUGAUAAGGAGUGCAGCGUGGGAAGCUACUGCCACAGCCCUCAACAGGCGCCUUCACGCUGCCUCACCUGCCGCAGGAGGAAGAAGCGCUGCCAUCGAGAUGCCAUGUGCUGUCCUGGGAAUCGCUGCAGUAACUAUAUUUGUGUCCCUAUCUCUGAGAGCGUGCUCUCACCUCACCUCUCAGCUUUAGAUGAGCCUAACAAACUCUCCACCAAAGACCACAACUGGAGGAAGAGUGGGAAGGCACAUGCUAAGCAUUCCCUUAAAGGGCACGAGGGCGACCCUUGCCUGCGUUCGUCUGAUUGCUCGGAGGGCUACUGCUGUGCCCGCCAUUUCUGGACCAAAAUCUGCAAGCCGGUGCUGAGGCAGGGAGAGGUGUGCACCAAGCAGAGGAAGAAAGGCUCUCACGGCUUGGAAAUCUUCCAGCGCUGUGACUGUGCCAAGGGCCUUUCCUGCAAGGUGUGGAAAGACGCCACCUCCUCAUCCAAGUCCAGGCUUCACAUGUGCCAGAAGAUCUGAAGUGGAGGCAGCUGCUGUCGGCGUAGAGGCCUCUGUCUCCAUCUGCCAGGGAAAGUUUUUUAAAGGAUGGGUUGUGGCUGUAUUGAAAGGAGUAAAAGACAGAGACUAACAAGAGACAGAACAGACUGUGUGGGUUCAAGCUCGCUAUUCGGCAAGCGGAGAGCGACCGGGAUUGCUUUAAUGUUUGCUGUGAGUGGUCCAUCCCUGCACCCACACACAAGCACGCACCCUCACAUACACAAGCACACACACACACCUCAUGGGUUUGUGAGAUUAAUGAGCUCAUGGUGUGCUUGCUCACAAAUACAACAAACUCUUUUACACAUUCUCACGACAUUCAGGGAGCCACAAAGUUAGCCAGUAGAUGCUGUGAUAGGUGUGGACCUUUUCUAGAUGGAGGCAACAGACGUAGCAUGUCUUUCAUCAGGCUUCAACUUAUAAUAAUAAGACAGAUAGACUAUAUAGAGACAAGCCAUAUUUUUAUUGUACAGUACAGUCUUUACCAAACUCCAAAGUCAAAUAUCAGAUUUGUGAUAUCAUGUGUUUCAUUACAGCAUCUGAAUGUUGCCAUGAUGUGUUGUCUGUGUUGUCAAAUUCCAGUAUCUCCCUCUUCAUGUAACUACAAUCAGUAACAAUGUCCAGACUCACCAAAUACCAGUCAUAUCAUAUGAGGAACUAAUUGUAUACACUGUUUACUCCAGAGCUUGACUUGUGUACUGUAACAGCAUCCUGAGACUUCAACGUGACGCAUAAUACUCUUAAACCAAAGAAUGCAAGAACAUUUACAUCAGAGUGAUGAGUUUCAUCUGGGACAUUAGCUCCUCGCCCGGGUUUUUAGCCACAAGAAGAGAGAUAAAGUAGUGUGUCCGUUGUGGAAACCUCGUUUGAUCUGUCAGAUACAGCUGCAGUCUAUUGUGAUACAAAUGUGUGGGUUAAAACAGUUUGCACUGAGGUAGUGCUCUGCUGCAGACUUAGUGGUUCCGAUACCAGACCGAGAAUGGUUCUGCUUUUCCAAUCACAUGAACAGGAUUCAAGGAUACGAUGGAAGUGCAAUUUUUUCCGUUUACAAAGCCAGUAGGAACUGAGACGUGAGAAGAUUGAUUAAAGUUCCAAAAAUGCUCCAUUACCUGAUGUUUUCAAAGAGGAUCACAGUUUGAAUCAAUGUUUGCCCUGUUUAGUUUCCUGUUUUUAUACAACUGCAUACUUUCUUCUCGUGGAAUACUGUGCAGUUACGUUGUGCCGGAGGAGAAGCAAUGCUUUUUAUUUUUUCAGUUUCAGUUCACAGCUUCUUUAAACAACCACUUGUUACUUACAUAGUCAAUAUAAUAUCACAUUUGACUCUUUUUGCUUUAAUGUUUUUAGAGCAUCAACUACACAUAUUUUGUAACCAUUUAAAAUAUCAAUAAGCUCUUAUAUUGUAAAUAGAUUGGAAACAAUGAAAAUGUAUUUAAGAAUCAAUGUAUAUCAUGUACAUAUAAUAAAAAUAUGAAUCUUAAACGUUACAGCAAAAUGAUCUAGGUGAGAAGAGUACUGAGGGAUGAAAUAGGACGAGCACAGUUGGACAGAUUCGAAUUAGGCAAAAGGGGGGAAAGGCAUAGAUAGCUUUGGCUGAUGUUGCAGACUGGAUUCCAAAAGGAGAGACGAGUACAUUCAUUUCCAAAAUAGUCUGUGUAAAUGGUGUGUAAAUGGUGUCAAGAUUUAUAUCCCACUAAAUAUUGUUUGUGUUAAUACUUUGCAUUGAUUUGUUUUGUGUAUUUACA